Messenger RNA from Megalobrama amblycephala (Wuchang bream), 1613 nucleotides. It is a transcript of the gene ppm1ka, whose product is annotated as protein phosphatase, Mg2+/Mn2+ dependent 1Ka. The record is from RefSeq and is a predicted model, not a curated record. NCBI's taxonomy places the organism in Eukaryota, Metazoa, Chordata, Actinopteri, Cypriniformes, Xenocyprididae. Gene Ontology annotation, biological process: protein dephosphorylation. Gene Ontology annotation, molecular function: cation binding; protein serine/threonine phosphatase activity. The transcript is spliced from 7 exons. The coding region runs from base 194 to 1312 and encodes 372 amino acids.
CACGACUAGUGUAUCUCUCCUCUGAACUAGUGUUGGUGUUUGUUGACACACCUCUGUCUCUCACUCCAGCUGGACAAGAGACCGAGCCUAGCGCACUUUUUUGGGACGGACAAUAACUUUGUCAACUAAAUGAUAAACCUGCAUUUUUGACGCAGGAGUCCCAUCUGAAGUGUGCUGAGGAACAGAAGCCUCAAUGUCCGUCUCGGCCGUCUCGUUGUCCCGUCUGCUCCGAUGCAGCCUGCCCGCGGUGGGCCGGAGUGUGAAUGCAAACACUCAUCCAGCCAGGUGCGUGUGCGCACGGGAGACGACCAUUCCUGGAGUCCGAUGGAACAGCACACGUUUGGACGUGGACGGAAGUGGACGUCCAGCCACGUGGGAUUCCUUUGGGAUUUGGGAUAACCGGAUAGAGGAACCCAUCCUGUUGCCGCCCAGCAUCCGCUAUGGAACCCCCAUCCCACACAUCAGUCUGUCCAAGGUGGGCUGCGCCUCCCACAUCGGCCGUCGGCGUGACAACGAGGACCGUUACCAAGUGAGCAAGCUCACAUAUAACGUACUGUACUUCGCUCUGUUUGACGGGCACGGAGGACCACAGGCCGCCGAUUUCUGUCACAAGCACAUGGAGCAGCACAUCAGGGAUUGUUUGGAGGUGGAAACAGAUUUACAGGCAGUUUUGUCUAAAGCGUUCCUCCAGGUGGACGCGGCUUUGGCUGCAGAGCUGCAGAUAUACGGCAAUGCCUCCCUCAUGAUGGUUGGCACGACGGCGACGGUGGCGCUGUUAAGAGACGGGAUCGAGCUGGUCGUCGGCAGCGUUGGCGACAGUCGAGCUCUGCUGUGCAGGAAGGGCAAAGCACGCAAACUCACUGACGACCACACGCCCGAGAGGAAAGAUGAGAAACAUAGAAUCCGUCAGAGUGGAGGGUUCGUGGCCUGGAAUAGCGUCGGUCAGGCUAACGUUAACGGACGGUUGGCGAUGACCCGUAGCAUCGGAGACUUUGACUUGAAGAAGAACGGAGUGAUUGCAGAACCAGAGACCACUCGAACACUAUUACAGCAUGCGCACGACUCUUUCCUGGUUCUCACCACCGACGGCAUCAACUUCAUCAUGACCAACCAGGAGAUCUGUGACAUCAUCAACCAGUGCCACGACCCCACAGAGGCGGCAAAUGUCAUUGCUGAGCAGGCACUGCAGUACGGCUCGGAGGACAACAGCACGCUCAUUGUCGUCCCGUUCGGAGCCUGGGGAAAGCAUCAGAACGCCGAAUACACAUACGACAUGAGCCGAAACUUUGCCUCCAUCGGCCGCUGGUCUUAACGGCGGUCAAAAGAUCAUCCCAACAUGAGGAGAAAUGAUCCUAAUCAACAACUACAUCACCAGCAGCCUGUUUCCUGAGAGUAAACAAAAGUCCAAACGUAUGAACUUCAGUCGGAAGUGAAUUAAAGUGAAUGAAACGGGGAGCUGCUCUGAUGGCAGCAACUUUAUAUUCAAAAAAUAUGGAAGCUUGUUUCUGCCAUGAAAUAAAAAAAUACAAAAGAUAAUUGCAAUGUUUUAUCUCACAAUUCCGACCAUUUUUGAGUUUAUGGCCUGGUUUCACAGACAGGGCUUAGCCAGGAUU